AAAAAAAUGAGUCAACUUAUCGACACAGACUCUACAUGUGUAGCUCCAUGUAAAAUGUGGCUUAUCAAGCUCAUCACCAUCACAUUUUUGACUGCUGUUUGUGCAGCUCAGGAUAAGGAGGAUGACCCACCCACACCAUCUCUGCAGCUGAAAUCAGACUGGUUUGAUGUGUUCCCUUCUGAGAAAGUGGAGUUCAGUUGUAAUGUUAAAAACAGAACUGACUGGACUUUUAUAUGGUACCACAAUGGAGAGAAAGUUCCAGACCACAACCCAAACUUUCAUUUUGCUGCAGAGGGAUCAAUACUUACCCUCACUGUAGCAACACAAAUAUAUUCUGGUAAUUACUCUUGCAAAGGAAAACACAAACUGGAAGGCCUUAACACUGAAGAGAGUGAAUUCAUUGAACUCAAAGUCUAUUCAAAAAAACCCAAACCCACUGUGACCCAAACUCCAAACUUUGGCACUAUGUUCCGUGGAGAAUCUGUUUCCCUCAGAUGCAUGGUUGAUGUGUCAUCUGGGUGGGAGUACAUGUGGUACAGUGAUGGCAAAAAAAUUCAAGCAACUGAUAUAUAUAACGUAAGUUCAGCAGAUCAGCCUCACAGUGUGAAGUACAGCUGCCGAGCCAGGAGAGGACAAUUCUUCUCUGAGGAAAGUGACACAAAGACGCUAGACUUCUCAGACCCACCUCAGCCAUUUCUGAAUCUGCUGACACCAUGGUUGGAUGUGUUCCAGUCUGAGAAAGUGGAGUUAAGCUGUGAAGUUAAUGGCCCCGACUGGACAUUCACCUGGCAUAAAAAUGCAGCGAUACUACAUCCUGACUCAUCAAUUAUCUUGAGCCAAGGAGGCUCACUGCUCACUAUCCCUUCAGUCGAUCUAACCCACCAAGGUCUCUAUGAGUGCAAAGCACAGCACAAAUCCAGGCAGAUCAGCUCUGGAUUCAGCAAUCCAACCAGUAUCACUGUUUAUGCUGUCCUACCCAAACCGUUACUGAGAAAGGAUCCCGGUUUUACCCAGAUGUAUGUUGGAGAAACAGUGCACAUGACCUGCAUAGUUGAUGAGGCUUAUGACUGGGAGUAUCUCUGGUACCAAAAUGGACACAAGCUGAGUGAAACCAGCGAAAAUUUCACCAUCCCUCUCAGCCUAUUUGACGGUGGCAAAUACUCAUGCAAGGCCAUAAGAGGUAGCAAUACUUUGACAGAGCACAGCAACGAAGUGAUCCAAGAUGUUCUUGAAAUUCCUGUUCCAUCUUUGAACCUAACAAGCCAGUGGUUUGAUGUUUUCCCCACUGAGAGUGUGGAGCUGAGCUGUGUUAUUCAGAGCGACUUAAAGUGGAUGUACACAUGGUAUAAAGAUGGAUACAAGGUCCAGAGUGGCAACACUUUGUCCUUUGGUCCAGAUGGAACAAGUCUUUCCAUCAAAUCUUUUUCAGACUUAAAUGCUGGACAGUAUACAUGUGUGGGACAGCUCGCCGACAGGUCUGUCACCAGCAAUGUCAGCUCUGGACUAUCGCUGACAGUUUAUGAUAAGAAACCCAGCAUCACACUGACACAGGAUCCAGAGUAUAAAGUGAUGUUUCCUGAUGAAUCAGUGUCUCUUCGAUGUCAUGUUAAUGUCUCCUCGGGAUGGGAGUACAGUUGGUUCAAAGAUGGACAACAACUGGCCAUAAAUAAAGACGCUCUCAUCAUUCACUCUCUUAGGAAAACAAACAGUGGAUCAUAUAAAUGUCAAGCAAAAAGAGGGCAAAAUCAAGUGUUCCUCACAGCCUUCAGCCAGACUGCAGGACUUGAAAUUGAAGCACAAAAGCCUAAACCUUUACUGACUCAAGAGCCAAAUGCUGAUAAAGUGUACAUCGGAGAGUCAGUGUCCUUCAAAUGUGCGGUUGGCAUUUCAUCCGAUUGGAAAUAUCAGUGGUUCAAAGAUGAAGUAGCACUCGUAGUCACUGGCAGCACUUUAAGCAUCAAUGCCACUUAUUUUUCUGACAGCGGAGCCUAUGAGUGCAAAGCAACACGGAGCAAAACGUUAUUCAGUACAGCUCAUAGCGACAAACAGACCUUGAACAUAUCUGAAAUCCCUGUUCCCAUAUUGAAACUGAGGACCCCGUGGUCUGAUGUUUUCCCUACUGAGAGUGCAGAGAUGAGCUGUGAGAUGCAAAGCAGCUCAGAGUGGACGUACUCGUUGUUCAAAAAUGGAGAAAAGGUCCAGAGUGACAAGGAUGUAGCUACGUUUUUAGUCAGCUCAGCUGGCCAGUACAACUGCAGGGCACACCACAAGAGCAGGCCAGUCAGCAGUACCUUCAGUUCUGGACUUCUUCUCAAAGUCUACGAUAUGAAACCCAGCAUCAUUCUGACCCAGAAUCCCUACUAUGAUGUAAUGUACACUGAAGAGUCAGUCUCCUUUAGCUGUCACGCUAAUGCCUCUCAUGGAUGGGAGUACGAAUGGUAUAAAGAUGGCAAAGAGCUGUCCGUGUCUGGCAACCACCAUAAAAUCAAUGUUACUGUGGAGUCUCACAGUGGAUCAUACAAAUGCAGAGCAAGAAGAUACGGGACAAAAGUGUUUCUUACAGACUACAGCCAGGACAUUAAACUUCACAUUCAAGCUCGCCCACGGGUGGACAUAAGCCUGUUAACUGGUUGGUCUGAAGUCUUUUCGACAGACAGCCUGGUGCUCAGAUGUGAGGUGUCAGGAAGCCAAGACCAAUGGAAUUACACAUGGUUCAAAGAGGGAGAAGCAGUUGCUCUGCCACCCUCUGACAAACACACAGUCAUGCCUCAGAACGACCCCGAGCAGAGUCAAUACACGUGUCAGGGGAACCGCAGUGGGAGACCUUCAUACUCACAGCAGAGUGAGCCCUUCAAGACCAAGAACCUUCUCCUGAAAAGACGAGUGCUUCUUUCCAUCUCUGGCUGUCUCUUCUUUGGCAUCAUUGUUGUCUUUCUUGGAUGCAUCGCCCUCAGAGUGUUCCGUAAACCAGCUGAGAAUGCAGAGACUGUUGAGGAGCCCAACUUGUUUCUCACCAUGGCUGAGCUGAAAGCACGCGAUGAUGCACCGUGUCCGCUGGUCCAGUACAUCACUGAUGUAUCACUGAAUGUUCCAACUAAAGAUGAAGAUGACAACUGCAGUGAAGAUUCCCCACUAUGCAUAACCUCAGAGGGAGACCAAGCUGUGACAUCUGAGAGCAAUGGUACAGCGGAAACCAACGGCGGACUUGUUUCCUUUAAAUCAUGACUCGGCAAAGACCAAUUUUCAUUUCCUUAGCUACAGAAUGGAAAAGUAUUCAUUGAUAACUUUAUGACAUCAUAAAACAAUCAGCUGUAUAUAAGUUAAGCUACUAAUGCCCAACGAACAUUCACAGGUUCUCUGUUUCAGGUCUGGAUGGACUGCUGAGGCUUAAUUUAAAGGGGUCAUAUUACAUACCACAUGGAAUGAAAAUGUUAUAAUAGUAAUAGUAAUAGUAAUUAUAAUAGUCAAAAAAUGCAUCUUUUUUGGCUAUUAACAUUUAUAGCCAAAAAUGCAUUAUAGAUGCUAAUGGUUCCUAAAAUAAUAAUAAUAAUAAAAAAACAAUUUUCAGGUUCUAAAUUCAGCCUGUUUCUGUGACUGUUACUUUAAAUGGAAAGGAUCUGCCAGUGGCCACACCCACUUUUCAUUUAAAAAGGUGGCAUGUCUCAGCCUAUCACAGGUGGUGCAGCUGUUCACCACACAGCACAGUUUAGCUCAGUGAAUGUGUUGCCCACAGAAACCAGCGUCCAAAUGUGGAUUUCUUUUAUAUAUGUCAUGGAAGUCUAAAACAAGUUAAUUUAAGCCUAAAAUUUCCUUAUUCAGUACUUUAACAUUUCACAUAAUCCCCCUGAUGGCCCCCUGCGCUUCCCAGAAUGCACCACAGCGCCAGCAGAGUUCCAGCGUCUCACAGCGCAUAUACGAAACAAUGGCUAGUGAGGAUGUGGAUGGCAUUGGUCCAGCGAGUUCAUGGGCGAUUAUGAUGAUGACACGUUCUCCCAAGUUGAGAGGGUUGUCUCGAGGAGGUGUAACACCUGUGAUGGACGUCUGCUGUGCCCCGAUGUUGUUGUCCACACUUCACAAGGUUUGUUUACAUUGUGCUCUGAACCGGAACUCUGCUGAAACUGACCUCUCGCGUGAGUCACAGACCGCAAAAUGGUGUGAGAUUCACAACUGCGAAACAGCGAAUAGCUGGGGGUUUCGACAUGCACAGACAUAGAAUUGUGGGGCUUUGAGGACAUUUACCUUGACACCCUAAAAGGUGGAUAAAAUAGAUAGUAUUUUUGACCCCUUUAAAACUGCAUUAUAUUUAAAAAUUUUAGUUUAAAAGCAGUUUGUAAUGUUUGACAAGUGACAUUUUAGUAGUGCUACAGAUGUCAUGUGAUCACCAGUGUCACUAAAAUGUAUUUUCUGUACACUGUGAAUUUUGUGAAAAUCUGUUAAAGUGAUGGACCAACUGACUGACCAAUGAAUGUGCACACAUUUGUUUUUACCGGAAAGCGUACGUACACAUUUUAAUCACAUUACUGUAUUACAGAACUGAGUCUCAGAUAUACAACCCCAAAUCAAAAGAAGUUGGAAUGAUAUGGAAAAUGUGAAUUAAAAAA
Molecule: messenger RNA, 4601 nt
Organism: Thalassophryne amazonica
Lineage: Eukaryota; Metazoa; Chordata; Actinopteri; Batrachoidiformes; Batrachoididae
Product: carcinoembryonic antigen-related cell adhesion molecule 5
Exons: 18
Coding region: 7-3225 (1072 amino acids)
Biological process (GO): cell surface receptor signaling pathway
Molecular function (GO): transmembrane signaling receptor activity
Source: RefSeq, a predicted model, not a curated record